AGUGAUUGGUGGCGGUGGCAUUGAAGGGUUGGUUCGUGUGGAGCAGAGCAUUGGUCACGAUCAGGAAAGGAAGAAAAGUUGACGACAUGAAAGAGAUUGAAGAUAAUACUGGGGGCAAAGGGAUGCAAUUUGUUAUCCCAGUAAAUGAAAAUCCAAGACAAGAAAAAAGUACGAUACAUGAGCUCCGAGUGAUUGGUGGCAUUGGCAUUGAAGGGUUGGCCGUGUGGGGCAGAGCAUUGGUCACGAUCAGGAAAGGAAGGAAGGUUGACCACAUGAAACAGAUGGAAGAUAAUGUUGGGGGCAAAGGGAUACAAUUUGUUAUCCCAGUAAAUGAAAAUCCAAGUGGAAUAGCCCUUCAGUAUGGUGUUGACUCCUGAGUUAUGUAUCAACACCAUGUCCGUGUUGGAAUUUUGGAUGCUUACCAUAUGGUGUCGACACCAGAAUUAUGUAUCGACACUAUACCGGUCUCGGAUUUCUGUUCUCUUUUGCAGUUUCUUCAUAUAAGCCCAUCAAUGUUAAUCCCAUCUUUCAGAUCAUUCUUGCUUAUCA
Messenger RNA from Rubroshorea leprosula, 549 nucleotides. Lineage: Eukaryota; Viridiplantae; Streptophyta; Magnoliopsida; Malvales; Dipterocarpaceae. The record is from the annotation of a GenBank genome assembly.